AAAAAAAAAUCUAGGACGUGAUCUGUUGUGAAUUGAUUUAUUUACCAUGUUGCUGAAAAGGUGAAUGCAGUUGUUUCGAAUGCAUUGGACUUCAGAGGGAUUGUGCUGCGUGCUAUAAGUUGAGGUUUUUUUUUAUUUAACCCAUCGAAGACCAGUGGCCAAAAUCACCCAGGAAUGUGGACAUAUGAAGGAAGACGCUAUUUUGGUAUUCUGACAGUGCCUCUAAUAUUGGUUGCAGUUUUCUGCUGCGCUCAAAGCGUAAAUGAACCCGGAAACAUGUCUUUUGUCAAGGAAACGGUGGACAAACUGUUGAAAGGAUAUGACAUUCGGCUCAGACCGGAUUUUGGAGGUCACCCGGUUGCAGUUGGAAUGAACAUAGAUGUGGCUAGCAUUGACCAAGUGUCCGAAGUUAAUAUGGAUUAUACAAUCACCAUGUAUUUCCAGCAGUACUGGAGGGACAAGAGGCUGGCUUAUUCAGGCAUUCCUCUCAACCUGACGCUGGACAAUCGAGUGGCUGAUCAGCUCUGGGUCCCCGACACCUAUUUCCUGAACGACAAGAAGUCCUUUGUGCACGGAGUGACGGUGAAGAACAGGAUGAUCCGACUUCAUCCGGAUGGAACGGUGCUGUACGGGCUGAGAAUCACAACAACAGCUGCCUGUAUGAUGGAUCUGCGGAGAUAUCCAUUGGAUGAACAGAACUGUACGCUGGAAAUAGAAAGCUAUGGUUACACAACAGAUGACAUUGAGUUCUACUGGAGAGGAGGUGACGAUGCUGUAACAGGGGUGCAUAAGAUCGAGUUGCCGCAGUUCUCGAUUGUGGAGUAUAGACUGGUUUCCAAAAAUGUCGUCUUUGCAACAGGUGCAUACCCGAGGCUGUCUUUGAGCUUCAAAUUGAAGAGGAAUAUCGGUUACUUCAUCCUUCAAACAUACAUGCCGUCCAUACUGAUCACCAUUCUGUCUUGGGUGUCGUUCUGGAUUAAUUAUGAUGCCUCAGCUGCCAGAGUUGCCCUCGGGAUCACGACGGUGCUGACGAUGACAACCAUCAACACCCACCUGAGGGAAACGCUCCCAAAGAUUCCCUAUGUCAAAGCCAUCGACUUGUACCUGAUGGGCUGCUUUGUCUUUGUGUUCCUGGCCUUGCUGGAGUACGCCUUCGUCAACUAUAUUUUCUUCGGGAGAGGCCCGCAAAUGCAGAAGAGGUUGGCAGAGAAAGCCUCCAAGUCCAAUAACGAACGGCACAAGUAUGAAGGCAACAGGGUGGACGCUCACGGGAACAUCCGCCUCUCGACCGUGGAGAUCCACAACGAGGUGUCCGCCACAGAGGUCACCACCAGUGUCUCCGACUCCCGGAAUUCAGUCAUGUCCUUCGACAACCCGGGAAUCCAGUACAGGAAACACAGCUCGGCUCGGGAGGGGUUCGGGCGAGGCACGAUGGACAGGAACCCCACGCAGACCAAGAAGAACCGCUUGCGACGAAGGUCAUCUCAACUAAAGAUUAAAAUCCCCAACCUGACUGACGUGAACGCCAUAGACAGAUGGUCAAGGAUAGUGUUCCCUGUCGUCUUUUCUCUCUUUAACCUGAUCUACUGGCUCUACUACGUAAACUGACACUGAGCGUUGCUCUCUGCAGAUCUAGAGGACUCCAUUUAAUAUAGAGGGCAAACCAACUGCCCAACCGUGGUAGGAAUGCAAGAAAUGCUAACAUUGCAGCUAUGGGGGACAAAAAUCAAAACAAAAUUGGGACGUUAGAACGCAAGCUGUGACAAUGAGAAACAAAAAACAAAUGUACAACUUU
This is a messenger RNA of Callorhinchus milii (elephant shark), 1795 nucleotides long. RefSeq names its product gamma-aminobutyric acid type A receptor subunit beta3 (gene gabrb3). Gene Ontology annotation, molecular function: extracellular ligand-gated monoatomic ion channel activity; GABA-A receptor activity; neurotransmitter receptor activity. Bases 175 to 1608 code for a protein of 477 amino acids. The record is from RefSeq and is a predicted model, not a curated record. Lineage: Eukaryota; Metazoa; Chordata; Chondrichthyes; Chimaeriformes; Callorhinchidae. Gene Ontology annotation, biological process: nervous system process; signal transduction; monoatomic ion transmembrane transport. The transcript has 9 exons. Gene Ontology annotation, cellular component: synapse; neuron projection; GABA-A receptor complex.